Molecule: messenger RNA, 1722 nt
Organism: Chaetomium fimeti
Lineage: Eukaryota; Fungi; Ascomycota; Sordariomycetes; Sordariales; Chaetomiaceae
Product: alpha beta hydrolase fold family
Exons: 2
Coding region: 109-1605 (498 amino acids)
Source: RefSeq, a predicted model, not a curated record
UCGCACGAGCCUAUUUAUUGAAUACCUUAAUUUUCAAUCAUUAGCAACCUAACGGGCUCAGUAUUCCCAGUUUCCCACCAAUAUACUCAAUUCCCCCCUUUGCCACACAUGGUUCCAAACAGCCUUCCUUACUAUGUUUUUAUCCGGCUGUCGAUCUGGGCCCUCCGAGCUGUCGCCCCAGCGAGCAUCGCCUACUGCCUGGCCAGGGGCCUCGGGCGUCACGGUGGAUUUCUGUCCUGGCCGCUGGAGGUUCUUGCCGUUGCCGAAGCCUUGUUCUAUUUCUGUGUCAGCCUUCCACGACAACGGGCGCUCGACAGGUCCCGCCCGCAACCGGUCCAACGAAGCCUGCGAGAGCGGCAGGAGCUGUUCGAGCGAUGCUGGUCAAGCAUCCCGGACCUCGAGUCCUUCCUGCGCGCUUGGUUUCAGGGCGCGACCCUGGACAGCAUCCACCGCGACGAUCUCAAAGAUUUCUUCGCAUGGGGGUUCCUGUACCAAACCGAGGCGUCGGCUGACCAUGACGACGAGCUCGAAGUCUACGUCCGCCGGACCGAAGAGGCUCUAAGGAGGACAUUUCCGCCUGGAAGAGGUCGGUGUCGCCCCUCGCAGGUGUCUACCGAUGCUCUUCGCCUCCAACACAGACCCCUCUUGUUCUACGCGUUUGCAGUGGGAGCAGACGAUCUCAUGACUUACGUGACAGCCCGGCACAUCGGGCUCCAGCAUUACCGCCUGCCUCUGCGGGACUUCCUCACCGUUUUCCCCUUUCGACCUCAUACCCUUCUGAGCCAGCACGUGUCACCAUCUGAUCAGAUUUCAUACUGGUACCGUCCGCACACUUCAGCGACGCGGCUACCCGUCUUAUUCAUUCACGGUAUAGGUGCCGGCAUGCGCACGUACACCGGCUUCUUCCGCGACUUCAUGCAAGCGGACUCGUCGACAGAUGGCCAGACCGGCAUCAUCGCCAUCGAGCUCAUGCAGAUCAGCAUGCGCAUAACCAAAGGCAUGCCGACCCGGUCCCGGAUGUUGGCCGAGAUAUUCCGAAUCCUGCAACACCACGGGUGGGACAAGUUCGUGAUCAUGGGCCAUUCGUAUGGGACCAUCAUCGCGACGCACAUCCUCCAGGAGUUGAAAGGCACCGGAAGAGUCAGGGCAACGGUCCUGGUCGACCCCGUCACGCUUUCCAUCCACUGGGGAGGCAUUCCGUACAAUUUCCUGUACCGCCCUCCACGCAAGGCGAGCGAGUGGCAGCUGCACUACUUCAUCUCGACCGACAUGUGCGUGGCGCACACCAUCACCCGUCGGUUCGACUGGUCCGAGAACGUCUUGUGGAAGGACGAGAUGCGAGGCCAGGCCAUCGCGGUCGCGCUCGCGGGCGAGGACAUCAUCGUCGACCCGUACGCGUUGCGAGAGUAUCUCUUGGCCGACAACGGGCUCAAGCCGCGGUCGUACAAGUCGACGGAUCUAUCUGGCGACGGGCAGGAUCACGGCACGAGCGGGCUGGAUAUUAUAUGGUUCGACGCAAUCAAUCACUCCGAGAUGUUUGACAGCGCGAAGCACUGGCUGCCACUGGUCACAACCCUCCAUAGAUAUUGUAAGAUGUCGAAUUGAAGGCCGUCUGAAGACCAUUUGAAGACCGGUCAUGGAUAGGUUCCGGGCCGUCCUGCUAUCGACCCAUUCAAAUCGCAAAAUCAUCGGCGUAGAUGUAGAGUUUGCCACGGAAGUCUA